Messenger RNA from Anastrepha obliqua, 1301 nucleotides. RefSeq names its product ketimine reductase mu-crystallin. NCBI's taxonomy places the organism in Eukaryota, Metazoa, Arthropoda, Insecta, Diptera, Tephritidae. The record is from RefSeq and is a predicted model, not a curated record. Gene Ontology annotation, molecular function: hormone binding. Gene Ontology annotation, cellular component: cytoplasm. The transcript is spliced from 3 exons. Bases 85 to 1131 code for a protein of 348 amino acids.
AAUGUCUAACGUGAUAAGAUUUGUGUAAGUUCCCCUAAGUAGCACAAUUAAGCAAAAUUUUACAAGAAAUCUGAUCAAAUAAUUAUGACUUCGGCCGUUCUCUAUAUAAAUGCAGAACAAGUACGAAAUGUACUCCAUUGGCCUAUGGUAUGCGAGGCUGUUGAAGAGGCCAUGAAGUCAGUUGCGCAUUCUCACGAACACUCAUGUCCAGGUUCCAAUCGCCCUCUAACGAACCAGCCAGCACGGAGCAUGACAUUUUGUGGCAAAAAAUCACAAAUAUUAUUAACAAUGCCAGGAUAUGUAGCCAACUACCGGCUGACCGCCGCGACUAACAAUGGAGCAGCUAAAGAAAAUUUUAGUACGCUAGGCUGCAAACUUGUAACAUCAUUUGCGGAAAACACAGUGCGUGAAAUUCCAUUACCGAAUAUUAUGGCAAAUAUACUCCUUUUCAAUUCGGAAACUGGAAAAUUAAAUUGUAUUGUUGAUGGCACAGAUAUCACUGCUUGGCGUACAGCAGCUGCUUCCAUUGUGGCCACCAAGUACCUUUAUUUUCUCCGUUAUCCUGAAGGUAUUGUACGGCCAAUUAAGGUGGCAAUUAUUGGUACCGGAGUUCAAGGUGAAAGCCAUGCUAUUGGAAUGUGUUCAUCUUUCACAGUUACCGAUAUUUAUCUUUGGAACCGUACUGCCAGCAAAGCCGAGUCAUUAGCGCAAGAACUGAAAACAAAGGCACCUAAUGUACGGGUUCAUGUAAGCAAGAACGUUGCCGAUGCAGUAAUUAAUGCCGAUGUAAUUUGUGUGGGCACUUAUGCCCAAACGCCUCUAGUUACGCACGCGAUGAUUAAGAAAAAUCAUGUUCACAUCAACUCCGUCGGCGCAGGGCAAGUGCAUUUUCAAGAAAUUGGGCCUGAUAUUUACGAUCACGCAAAGGUAUAUAUUGAUUCGUGGGAAAACGCGAAAACAGAAUUGAAAGGUUUGAAAGCUGACAUAAUUGGUGAAGUGGGAGAAGUAAUCAAUUUUGCGAAAUACCCGCAGGAGGAUAAAAUAACAGUAUUUCAAUCAAUGGGUAUGGCUGCGGAGGAUGUAACAGUGGCGCAAGCAGUUUUCAAUGCUGCUCAGGAUCGGACAGACUAACAAUAAUAAUGGUUAUAGAGAUUAUUGAAUUUUCGACUCAAAGUAUAUUGCGGAUAUAAAAUAUUAGUAUAUGUAAUAAAAUUUUUUCUAUAAAGAUUUCGUGUACGGACGGACCCUUAUAAAUAUUAAGUCAAAACCUUUGUACAGAUCUACAUUUACUUAUGUAAAUU